This is a messenger RNA of Leptidea sinapis, 1997 nucleotides long. Its product is annotated as chromobox protein homolog 1-like. NCBI's taxonomy places the organism in Eukaryota, Metazoa, Arthropoda, Insecta, Lepidoptera, Pieridae. Gene Ontology annotation, cellular component: nucleus; pericentric heterochromatin. Gene Ontology annotation, biological process: chromatin organization; negative regulation of transcription by RNA polymerase II. The transcript has 5 exons. The coding region runs from base 131 to 706 and encodes 191 amino acids. The record is from RefSeq and is a predicted model, not a curated record. Gene Ontology annotation, molecular function: chromatin binding.
AUACUCUUUGCCAUUCGCCUAACGCUUUAAGAUCGCCAUUUUGUUUUGCUAGAGUGCUUGUGCUGAGUUGUGAGUACGACUUGUCUCACAAAGCUUAAGGUUUUUAAACUCAUAACUGUAAUUAUUAGAGAUGGGAAAAGAAAAAAAAACCGAAACUACUGAUGGCUCAAGUGAGGAGGAGUAUGUGGUUGAAAAGGUGUUAAAUAAGAGAACUGUGAAAGGAAAGGUACAAUACUUGCUCAAAUGGAAAGGCUACAAAGAGGAAGAUAGUACUUGGGAGCCAGUAGAGAAUUUAGAGUGUGAAGAACUCAUCAAGAUAUUUGAAGAUAAUUUGAAAGAAAAAGAGUCCAAACCAAAGAAACCUGAAGACCGUACUAAGAAACGCGUUCGAGAGUUCAGCGAGGAGACCAACAGUGGAAAGAAGACAAAGAGGGCUACUAGCGUGUCUUCUGUUGAAGAGCCCAAGGACUCUAGACGUGAAAAGAAAGAUGAGAAAGUUAUUUGUGGCUUUGACAAAGGAUUCAAGGCUGAAAAGAUUAUAGGCGCGUCGGAUGCGACGGGUGAGCUGAUGUUCCUCAUCAAGUGGUCUGAGACCGACGAGGCGGAGCUGGUGCCGGCCAAGGUCGCCAACGUCAAGUGUCCUCAGGAGGUGAUUGCGUUCUACGAAGAGCGUCUGACCUGGCACAACCCGGCGGAGUCAGAAUGACUGUCGGCCCGUGCUUGGUGAGACGCGGGCGGCCUCGAGCGCCGCGCCCUCAACUGUGCACUCGACACUCGUAUACAUCCAGCACUGGGGGGAAUAUUAGGACUUGGCAACCUCAUUAAUACUUUUUAUUAGCUGUAAGUUAUAACUUGUAAUUUCUAUUUUUGUCUAUUUAGCAGUAUUUGAGGUAGCUUUCAACUAAACACUUGUUUAGGAGCCCCAGUCAGGAUUUCUUUAUAUAUGUUAUUGGUGUAGUAGUGUGAGAGUGAUUCUUGUAACUCAUUUAAUAAUAUUUUGACUCACUGUAGUUGUAUGGUAGGAUGGGGUCACAUGUGUCAAACCUCAACCAUCCAAACAUUGUUUAGCUUUUUGGUUUUUAUUUUAAAUUAAACUCUAAAAUAUCUCUUUGUUGAUUAUGCAAUAUGCCAUGCCACCACUCUGGCUGGCUUCCAUUGGCAAAGAGUAACAAUGUGAAAAGUAGUGCCAGCCAUUCAACAUUCAUACAUUAAUAGCACUGUGGAUGUAUGAGACAGGCAGUGGUGACCCCACUCAUUCAUGUAGGAAUAAAUUAUAAGUUUAAUGUAUUAGAGAUAGACAUGAGUUUUACUCAUUAAUUAGAUUAAGUUAUUAUAUAUAAUGUUACUGGUCAAAUCAGUGUCUCUUAGUGGUACAGCCCAGGCCUACACUACUUUGUAGUUAUUUAGGUAUAAUAAUGGUUUAAAUAAAAAUAAAUUUCAAUAAAAACAAGCUACUUAAAAAAAUAAUACACAACGCAAUACUCACAAUAAGAUUUGGUAACCCAGGAAAACUUAUAUCCUAGUUCUGUUGUCAGUUUGGCCCAGGACAAUAAAAUUUGGCCGGUAACAUGUGCAUAUAAAAUAUGUGUGGCGCAUAUAAUACCUAUGGAUAGUCUAGUGAGAUAAUUUUAUAUACUUAAUUCACUUUCUACAAACUGAAUAGCAUAACUUAAAGUCAAUAAUAAUAUCUGUGUCUUUAAUUUGUUCUCAAUCAACAAAUUAUUAUUUUAGGAGUGAGUUAGGAGCAGGUGUCAAUAAACACAUUGCACUUAGCAUAAAUCCUGAUAGAACAAGUGCGGACUUGUUCCAUAAGGAUUUUAAGUUUCAUUUUCACUUAGUGAACAAAUUAUUAUUUAAGAUAUGAACACAAAGUUCAAAUUUUUUUAUUGUUACGAAUGGUAUUUUGUUUAUUUGAUUUAAGAUCGGACUUUCAGAUAGCGCUUUUAAUCUUUACGUUUUAUGACGGAUUAAUAUAGUAAUAAAAAUCUUAUAAACAA